Molecule: messenger RNA, 3969 nt
Organism: Monopterus albus (swamp eel)
Lineage: Eukaryota; Metazoa; Chordata; Actinopteri; Synbranchiformes; Synbranchidae
Gene: cunh10orf71
Product: chromosome unknown C10orf71 homolog
Exons: 1
Coding region: 1-3240 (1079 amino acids)
Biological process (GO): positive regulation of calcineurin-NFAT signaling cascade
Cellular component (GO): Z disc
Source: RefSeq, a predicted model, not a curated record
AUGAAGAUUGAUGAGGUGAGGAGAGCAAAAUUGAUAAGAGAGGAAGAGCAAAGGAGAGCUGCACAAAAAGGCCUACAAAAGAGAGCUACAUUAGAGGAGCUGCAAAGGAGAGUUGCACUAGAAGAGCAGCAAAGGAGAGCUGCACCAGAGGAGCAGCAAAGGAGAGCUGCACCCGAGGAGGAGCAAAGGAGAGCUGCACUAGAGGAGCAGCAAAGGAGAGCUGCACUAGAAGAGCAGCAAAGGAGAGCUGCACCAGAGGAGCAGCAAAGGAGAGCUGCACCCGAGGAGGAGCAAAGGAAAGCUGCACUAGAAGAGCAGCAAAGGAGAGCUGUACCCGAGGAGGAGCAAAGGAGAGCUGCACUAGAGGAGCAGCAAAGGAGAGCUGCACUAGAAGAGCAGCAAAGGAGAGCUGCACCAGAGGAGCAGCAAAGGAGAGCUGCACCCGAGGAGGAGCAAAGGAAAGCUGCACUAGAAGAGCAGCAAAGGAGAGCUGUACCCGAGGAGGAGCAAAGGAGAGCUGCACUAGAGGAGCAGCAAAGGAGAGCUGCACUAGAAGAGCAGCAAAGGAGAGCUGCACCAGAGGAGCAGCAAAGGAGAGCUGCACAAAAGGAGCAGCAAAGGAGAGCUGCACUAGAGGAGCAGCAAGGGAGAGCUGCACAAGAGGAGCAGGAAAGAAGAGCUGCACAGGAGGAGCAGCAAAGGAGAGCUGCACUAAAGGAGCAGCAAAUGAGAACUGCACUAGAGGAGGAGCAAAGGAGAGCUGCACUAGAGGAGGAGCAAAGGAGAGCUGCACCAGAGGAGCAGCAAAGGAGCAGCAAAGGAGAGCUGCAGCAAAGGAGAGCUGCACUAGAGGAGGAGCAAAGGAGAGCUGCACAAGAGGAGCAGCAAGGAGAGCUGCAAUUGAUUGAGGAGCAAAAGCUAGCAGACCAGGUCGAAGAGAAGACACUCACUGAUUUUGAGAAGGAAAAGAAAAGAAAACAGAGAGAGGAGGAGGCUGCUGAAAUUUCAGGAGAGGAAAUCAUCAAACAGAUUCAGGAGGAGAAGAAAGCAGAGCAGCAGACUGAACAGCAGAGAAGAGAAAGGCAGAAAAUACAAGAAUGGAUGAGAACUCUAAGAGAAGAGGAGGAGGAGAGGAAAGCAAUUGAAAUAGAAAAAACAAUUAUAAAACAAAAAGAAGAAAAUCAAGCCAAGGGGCAGAAGACCAGAUUCCCUGAGGUGAGCUACACAGCAGUGAAAGAGGAGGAGAAGAGAGUAGCAGGAAAACAAAUGCUAACUCAAAGAGAAGAUGAGAUCAGCGCCAAAGAGAGAGAAGAAGGAAAGUCAGCAGCUCACAGAGAUAAGGAGAGAGCCCCUCAGAGGGAUGAGCAGAAAAAAGUAGCACAGAGGAUGGCUGCUCUCCAAUAUUAUGCCAUCACAUCAACAGAAUCAGAGAGCAAACCUGAAGAAAGACAACUAUGCUCCCCUUUACUCCCCCAACAAAGAAACAAUCCAUCAGAGCUUGAGUCAGCCGAGGACACAGGACCCCACCCUCGACCUUAUAGGCCACAUGCCCCUGCAUCUCCGGUUCCAUCUCUGCCCCGCUCCAACACCGCCUCUCCUGCUCUGGGACCCAAGCCCUCAAUGUUCAGGGUGAAGGAUAACACCACCAGAGGUUAUUCUUUCACCAAGUCAGUCAAGCCACGCUUCCAUAAGAACCUUGGAGAGGAUUUCCAUGCAGGGUUGACCAUGGACAGGCAGUUAGAGCGAGGAGAUGAGGAGCAGGAGAUAAUGAGACCAAGUACUGUUACUUCUGCUCAUCCUGACAUAGAGAUAAAUAGACUUGAUACUGUCAAAGAAUCAUUGACUUUUCAGCCAGUAUCUUCAUCACAGGGUUACCCAGCCCCUCUCCCACAGCACAGGCCUUACUUCAGGAGGAGCAUUGCUCUGGAUGAUGAUGACUCCCGCUCUGUCAUCAGCACCAUGUCAGAGGAUGUGGAGAGUUUUGCCUCCAGUGCAGCACACCUGUCAGAUGUACGAUGCAUGUAUGACUACAAGAGGCCAGAAUCCGCCUGUAGCUUCAGCAGUGAUAUGUCCCGUUCUUUGGGCAAGCCUCCAACUGUUCCCCCAAAGAGUGACAAAGCCUUGCGCAGGGCAAAAAGGUUGAGCUCUCGAAGGAUAAACAGAGAGUUAUCCAAAGCUGUAGCAGACAACACUGCUGGAGUUAAGAAAUCUCCUCAAGAAGUCUCCAAUAUCCCUUCCACCUCCUCUACUGAGGUACGCUUUUUCACCCGUCAUGCUGUGGCCUCCCCUCAUAUUUCUGCACUUGUCUCCCUUGCUCAUGCUCCAGCAUUAGGGUCUAGCUUGCCUUCCCACACAGAGCACCAAUCUUCUAACCACUCUAUCCAUGCUCCCUCUUAUGCCACUUGUCCUAUCUCCCUCCCAGCUUCCUUGCCUCAUGCUAAUGCCCCUGCUUCCCACAUUGCUGCUCCUAAAACAGUGGCUCAUGUUGCUUCUUCUCCCACUCUCCAACAUGCAAACCACCCAGCUCCAGUAACACAGUACCACGUAGAGUCAAGCUAUCCCCAGCCCUACCCACUGACCCAACGCAAAGUGCUGCAAGACCCUGGCUCUGGUCAGUAUUUCGUAGUGGACAUGCCUGUUCAAGUGAAAAAGAAGACUUUUUUUGACCCAGAGACAGGAAAUUAUGUUCAGCUCAAUGUCCGUGAAUCUAGCCAGAGCACGUCCUGCCCUCAGCUUCAGCAAACAUACUCACAGCCUCAGCUCCAACCACAAAUUCAGGCCAUGCUGCACCAGCAUCCCCUUUCCCGAGCCUCUCCAGCUGGCAAGCCCUUUGUGCUUUAUCAAGGCUACGAUGGUUGUCCCCAAGGUCACCAACCUAUCAACUCCGUUGCACCCCACAGGUCAUCAGGCCCUGUGGCUCUCCACCAGGACCAACAGCCUGUCAGGGAGAACCACAGCUAUGGAUACUCAGCCCCUCAAAUGGGACAAAACUCUGAAGGGAGUUGCUAUAGCCCAGAGAAGACACCGUACAUGGACACGGUUAAUGAAACAGACAAAACAUAUAGCACAGUUUACAACACACAUGGCUCGUAUGAGUCGUUCCCAGAGUGUGACACAAACAGCCAGCUUGCAGGAAGCUCAGUUUGUGAAAAUGAUAACUCAGCCCACUCACGAUAUCAGCCCCGUGAUAUAAUAGCUAUGAGUGAGCUGGAGGACUUUAUGGAGGUGUCUGACUGGUGAGAAAAAAGACUAGAAGCUUUGACUCAAAAACUGGGUUGUAAUAAUGUAAAACAGACAAGUAGCUAAAUAAAGUAUUUAAUUAGAUAGAAAACCCAAAACUGCAGUAUGAAUGAAUUAGCAUUUACAGUAUUUUAAGUUUGUAAAUGACUUUUUCAGGUGAAAAUAGGCACAGAAUGUUUUUGGUUUGUAGUUUUAAAGUCUCUGUGACAUGCUGUUAAAUUGCUGCUGUUGGCUUUGGAAAUUCACUAUUGAGCUAUUUAUUGUGUUACAGAGAAGUUGACCAUUCCAUUUGAUUUCUGAAUGUGAGAAGCUAAGAUCUAUUUCUUGUGUAUAUAUUAUGAUCAGUAUCAAGCUGCCAUCUAACCCUAGAAGUGUGCAAUUAUACAUAAUAUUAAACAAUGUUGGUUUCUGCUAUGAACAUUUGCAGACCGGCUUAAAUGUUCAUUCUUUUUUUUCCUCCUUGGAGUUUUGGCAUUUUGUGAUGCAUGAAAUAUUGUAUUGUUAAACCAACAUCCUCAGAGAUCUCCAGAUGGUGUAAAGCGUAGUUUGUGUCUUCAACCACUGUCAAAGUGAAAACAGUGAUGUGAUUGUUGUUGUUUUUAAAGUAUAAUUUCAUACAGUAGUCCUUUUUUUUCAGGUUUUUGAAAAUGUUUCUGUGUUGCUGUGAAACAGAGUCGUGUUACAGGGACUUAUUCAGGCAAUAAAAACACACUUCAUUCAACUGAAAUA